Molecule: messenger RNA, 2436 nt
Organism: Entelurus aequoreus (snake pipefish)
Lineage: Eukaryota; Metazoa; Chordata; Actinopteri; Syngnathiformes; Syngnathidae
Product: transmembrane protein 64-like
Exons: 4
Coding region: 491-1462 (323 amino acids)
Source: RefSeq, a predicted model, not a curated record
CGCGCAGUGUGGAACACAAACAACUGUGACGCGGAAAAGAAUCUAAACUCCAUUUUCUCGCCCCACUUCCACGCUCCUCCUGUCGAACCGCUCGAGACUUGACUGCGCUCGCGCCGGACUUUUAGCCGCGGCGCUGGACUUUAGCCCCGCGGCUAACAGCUAGCCAGCUAGCAGCAGCGUGAGACGCGUGAGUCGUGGGACGGAGGUGAGACAGGUGAGCCGUGGGACGGAGGUGUGACAGGCGGAGCCAUGGCGGCCGUGGACGCGAGCGUCUCCCCCACGAGACGCGACCUGACAAGCUUCACGUGGGAGCGGCGUGUUUCGCGGCGCGUGUACCCGAGAUAAGCUCGCCACGUCGGACAUUUCCACGGCCCAUGCGUGACACGUCUGAAGUUUCACGCGCCGGGGAGCGUGUCUGGACGUGAAAGCCGCCGGUGACGUCACAGCCCCACCCCACGCCCCGCUGCUUCCCACCCGAGGGUGCCCCCACAUGUCGCUGGUGGGGUCCACGCAGAUGCUGGCCAAGCUGGCCAAGCACGCCGCGGGUAAAGCGCGGGUCCAGCUGAGCCGCUGGCUGCGGAGGGGCGGCGACGAGGGCGCCUUCGAGGAGCGGGGGGCGGCAGGGCGGUGCGACGGCGACCCGGAGGUGGCGGGGGAAGCCGGCGGCGCCGACCCCAGGCACCCCUGCUGCAUCGUCAAGGGCACCCUGCUGGCGUGCAUCCUCGCCGCCGUGUGCUUCUCCUCGGUGGCGCUGGUCCGCCAGCACCUCAAGGACCUCCUGCUGUGGGUGGAGGGCCUGGACGGCCUGGUGGGCGCCCUGCUGUUCGUGGUGGGCUUCAUCCUGGUCUCCUUCCCCUGCGGCUGGGGCUACAUCCUGCUCAACGUGGCCGCCGGCUACCUCUACGGCUUGGUGCUGGGCAUGGGCCUGGUCAUGGUGGGGGUCCUCAUCGGGACCUUCGUGGCCCACCUGGCCUGCAAGCGGCUGCUGACCGACUGGGUGGUCAACAAGGUGGGGAACAGCGAGCAGCUCAGCGCCAUCAUCCGAGUGGUGGAAGGAGGGAGCGGACUCAAAGUCGUGGCCUUAGCGAGACUCACCCCCAUUCCCUUUGGACUCCAAAAUGCAGUUUUCUCUAUCCCAGACGUGUCCUUGGCCAACUACCUGGUGGCGUCCUCAGUGGGUCUGCUGCCCACCCAGCUGCUCAACUCCUACCUGGGCACCACCCUGCGCACCAUGGAGGACGUCAUCGCCCAGCAGAGUGUCAGUGGUUAUGUCCUCUUCUCUCUGCAGAUCGUCAUCAGUAUCGGCCUGAUGUUCUACGUGGUGCACCGUGCUCAGGUGGAGCUCAACGCCGCCAUCGCCGCCUGCCAGAUGGAACUGCACACGUCACACAUGAACACCAACCACGCCAGCUUCACCUACUGCAGCAAGAGGGCGGCGGCCGGCUGCGUCAACGUGGUGUAAAGACACCUUACCUGCCGUCUACUGGCCACACCCCCUCAGUUGUGGUGACGCCCAUUAGCGCACCUGUUGACUCUUCCACAAGAUGUCAAUCAAGACUUUGAAUGUGAGGAACUUCUUGUUGCUCAAACCCUGCAAGCUAUGCACCUUCUGUCGUUCCACCCGUCACACCACCUGUCACACCAACAGUCACGUCACCUGUCGUACCAACAGUCACAUCACCUGUCGUACCAACAGUCACACCACCCAACGCGCCACCCGUGGCACCCUCUUUCGUACCACCCGUCUCACCCUCAGUCGUACCACCAGUCACACCACCUGUCACAUCACCCAUCUCACCCUCUGUAGUACCACCCGUCACACCACCACCACCUGUCGCACCCUGUGUCGUACCACCCAUUGCGCCACCCGUCACACCACCCAUGGCACCCUCCGUCGUACCACCUGUCACACCACCCGUCUCACCCUCUGUAGUACCACCCGUCACACCACCACCACCUGUCGCACCCUGUGUCGUACCAGCCAUCGUGGCACCCUCUGUCAUGCCACCCGUCACACCACCUGUCGUACCACCCGUCACACCACCCGUGGCACCCUCUGUUGUACCACCUGUCACACCACCCGUCUCACCCUCUGUCGUACCACCCGUGGCACCCUUUGUCGUACCACCCGUGGCACCCACUGUCGUACCACCCAUCACACCACCCAUCUCACCCUCAGUCGUACCACCCGUGGCACCCUCAGUCCUACCACCCGUGGCACCCUCAGUCGUACCACCCGUGGCACCCUCAGUCGUACCACCCGUGGCACCCUCUGUCGUACCACCCGUCACACCACCCAUUUCACCCUCUGUUAUACCACCGGUGGCACCCUCAGUUGUACCACCUGUGGCACCCUCUGUCGUACCACCCGUCACACCACCCAUUUCACCCUCUGUCGUACCACCCGUCACACCACCCAUUUCACCCUCAGUCGUA